ACAACAACACAUCGCUGUCUUAACCUCUGCAUGCCUCAAAAUUCACUCACUUCGCUUUUAUAAUUCUCUUUCUCUCUUCUCUCUCUUUCUGCGUCCCUUUCUUCUUCUUCUUAUUCUCUCUCUCUGUCAAUUUCGGGGCUCCGUGCCCCGAACCCGAAAGCAGAGAAGGAAAAACCCACUUAUUUACUCCCAUUGGUUUGCCCUGCAUUUUCCUCCGCUUUCUCGAGAAAAGUUUCAGAAGAAAUGUACCCGGCUAUUCGGUCGUUACCGUUGGAUGGAAGUGGAGAUUAUCAGGGGUCGCUUGAUGACAACUUGCCUGGUGAUGCUUGCUUGGUCCUAACAACGGAUCCAAAGCCUCGACUCCGAUGGACAGCCAGGCUCCAUGAACGUUUCGUCGAUGCUGUUACUCAACUUGGUGGCCUGACAGUGAAAGCAACCCCUAAGACUAUUAUGAGAACAAUGGGAGUAAAAGGCCUUACGCUCUAUCACUUGAAAUCACACCUUCAGAAAUACCGGUUGGGGAAGCAAUCAUGCAAGGAAUCAACUGAUAACUCUAAGGAUGCUUCUUGUGUUGCAGAAAGUCAGGACACUGGUUCAUCUACAACAUCAACAUCGAGAAUGGUGGCGCAAGAUUUGAAUGAUGGUUACCAGGUUACUGAAGCUCUUCGAGUGCAGAUGGAAGUGCAACGGAGACUACAUGAACAGUUGGAGGUACAGCGACGUCUUCAACUUCGGAUUGAAGCACAAGGCAAAUACCUACAGUCAAUACUCGAGAAAGCCUGUAAAGCUCUGAAUGAUCAGGCUGCUGCUUCUGCUGGUCUUGAAGCUGCCAGAGAAGAGCUUUCUGAACUCGCUAUCAAGGUUUCCAACGAUUGUCAAGAGAUGAUCCCUCUUGAUAACAUAAAAUUGCCUUCCUUGUCUGAACUUGCUGCAGCUCUAGAGAACAAAACUGCUUCCAGUAUGCCGGCCCGAAUUGGUGACUGCUCUGUUGAAAGCUGCUUGACUUCAACUGGGAGCCCUGUUUCUCCGAUGGGUGUUGGUUCACAGGCUGCUAUUAUGAAGAAGAGGCCAAGGCCCUUGUUUGGUAAUGCAGACCCUUUGCCCUUGGAUGGCAACAUAAGGCAAGAAAUAGAGUGGGUGAUGCCUAAUAUUAGUUGAGUAGCAGGACCUUUCCAUCUUAGAAAUGGUACCUUCUCUCUUUUUAUUUUUUCCCCUUUUGUUUUUACUCCAUGUCUAGUUAUUAAUCUAAAUGUCUUUUUUCUUUUACCAACUGUACCAUCAGCGGUCUGUAUAUUCUAAAAGCAGAUCCUUUUGAAUAUGGGGUUACCUCUAAAACUUUGCAUUGC
Molecule: messenger RNA, 1346 nt
Organism: Theobroma umbraticum
Lineage: Eukaryota; Viridiplantae; Streptophyta; Magnoliopsida; Malvales; Malvaceae
Product: Homeodomain-like superfamily protein
Molecular function (GO): DNA binding; DNA-binding transcription factor activity
Source: RefSeq, a predicted model, not a curated record